This is a messenger RNA of Theobroma umbraticum, 1076 nucleotides long. RefSeq names its product S-adenosyl-L-methionine-dependent methyltransferases superfamily protein (gene CCOAOMT1). The record is from RefSeq and is a predicted model, not a curated record. Lineage: Eukaryota; Viridiplantae; Streptophyta; Magnoliopsida; Malvales; Malvaceae. Gene Ontology annotation, molecular function: S-adenosylmethionine-dependent methyltransferase activity; O-methyltransferase activity.
CCUCUCCCAACUCAGGUUGCCUUUGCAAGGGAAUCAAAGCUCUCUCAAACCAGAAAAACAGGGAAGCAACAGAAUAACCUUUGGAGAUUUGUACCAAUGGCAACUAAUACCCAAGAGCAGCAAUCUCAGGCUGGUAGGCACCAGGAGGUUGGCCACAAGAGUCUUUUGCAAAGUGAUGCCCUUUAUCAGUAUAUCCUUGAGACUAGUGUGUACCCAAGAGAGCCUGAACCCAUGAAGGAGCUCAGAGAAUUGACUGCCAAGCAUCCAUGGAAUCUCAUGACUACAUCAGCAGAUGAAGGGCAAUUCUUGAACAUGCUUCUUAAGCUGAUCAACGCCAAGAACACCAUGGAGAUUGGCGUCUACACUGGCUACUCUCUCUUAGCCACAGCCCUUGCUCUCCCUGACGAUGGAAAGAUCUUGGCCAUGGACAUUAACAGAGAAAACUACGAGUUGGGUCUGCCUGUUAUCCAAAAGGCUGGUGUUGCACACAAAAUUGAUUUCAAAGAGGGCCCUGCUAUGCCAGUUCUUGAUCAACUAGUCGAAGAUGAAAAGAAUCACGGAUCCUAUGACUUCAUCUUUGUGGAUGCUGAUAAGGACAACUACAUAAACUACCACAAGAGGCUAAUUGAGCUGGUGAAAGUAGGUGGUUUGAUCGGCUACGACAACACCCUAUGGAAUGGCUCGGUGGUAGCGCCCCCUGAUGCUCCUUUGAGGAAGUACGUCAGGUAUUACAGAGACUUUGUUUUGGAACUCAACAAGGCUCUUGCUGUUGACCCCAGGAUUGAGAUCUGCAUGCUCCCGGUGGGUGAUGGAAUCACCCUUUGCCGUCGGGUGAAAUGAACCAUUACCCAAGGUUGACCUCGGCACGAAAUUUGACAUAAAUAUCUCAUGUGUUUUUCAAUUUUCAAAUCUUUACAUAUAUUCCGUAUUUUUAUUACAUAAUGGCCGGUGGAUGAUUGAAGAAUGCCAUAUCAUCAUGGUACAAAUUUAUUUUGGUAUAUUUAAAAACAUGCCUUUGCCUAUCUACCAUAUGAAAUCAUAAUCAAUAUUUUCUCAAGAUAAGAUUCAAGUUCCAA